CGGACAGUGUCAAGUGCAGCUCUGUGUUUUUUCGUGUUUUUAAUCAGCACAUUGUGAUUCCUGACAAAAGAAGUGUAAAAACAGUUUCUAUGUGGAUUACUGAUAUGAAAAUAAGUGGACGUUUCCAAGAAUGUUCUCGAGAGGAAAAAAUCGCGUUAAAUUAUGCAAAGCGCCUGAUGCCAAUCCUGCAAAAAGGACCGGACAAAAGCUAUUCAGUAGAAUGUUGUUAAGAGGAAAAAAUCUCGUUAAAUUAUGCGAAGCACCUGAUGCCAAUUCAAGCAGCCAACAAUCACCGGGUUUGCCUCAGACUAGCACAGCUUCAACUCCAAUAACUACCCAUGCCUCUGAUACGCCCCAAUUCAGUGCUCCAUCUCCAAGAAUUACACAUUCAUCUGAUUCGUCAAUCACAAGAGAAGCAUCACCAAUCAUUGGACAAACAUCAUCUACUAGUCAUGAGCCAAUUAAUAACUUAAAUUCUGCAACCAAAACAGUGGACAUAAUUCUACCAGUAGAUGACAAAGAGUUGUUGGAUGCAGUUAAUUCCAUAACAGCCAGCGUACCGUAUAACGAUCAUCACAGGGAUCUUACUCUAAAUGCAAAUUCUAUUGAAGAUGCUAACGUAUUACCAUCCGAUAUUUUGCUUGAAGAAAACGCUAGAACUCCUUCCAUGGAACAAUGCGAAGAUAUGUUCGGAAAGAACAAUCUAUCGCCACGAAUCGCACAAUCACCCGUUGAAUCUGCUACAACCACAACACAACCUGAAAUAAUUCAAAAUAACAUGCCUCCUGAGAAUAUUCAAUCUACACACGUGCUCCAGAAUAUUAUUUCAUCGCCCCAAAAUCCAAGCAGCCAACAAUCAUCGGGUUUGCCUCAGACUAGCACAGCUUCAACUCUAAUAACUACCCAAGCCUCUGAUACGCCCCAAUUCAGUGCUCCAUCUCCAAGAAUUACACAUUCAUCUGAUUUGUCAAUCACAAGAGAAGCAUCACCAAUCAUUGGACAAACAUCAUCUACUAGUCAUGAGCCAAUUGAUAACCUUAAUUCUGCAACCAAAACAAUGGACAUAAUUCUACCAAUAGAUGACAAAGAGUUGUUAGAUGCAGUUAAUUCCAUAACAGCCAGCGUACCGUAUUACGAUCAUCACAGGGAUCUUACUGUGAAUGUAAAUUCUAUUGAAGAUGCUAACGUAUCACCAUCCGAUAUUUUGCUUGAAGCAAACGCUAGAAUUCCUUACAUGGAACAAUGCGAAGAUAUGUUCGGAAAGAACAAUCUAUCGCCACGAAUCGGACUAUCACCCUUUGAAUCUGCUACAACCAUAACACAACCUGAAAUAAUUCAAUGUAACACGUCUCCUGAAAAUAUUCAAUCUACAAACGUGCUCCAGAAUAUUAUUUCAUCGCCCCAAAAUCCAAGCAGCCAACAAUCAUCGGGUUUGCCUCAGACUAGCAUAGCUUCAACUCUAAUAACUACCCAAGCCUCUGAUACGCCCCAAUUCAGUGCUCCAUCUCCAAGAAUUACACAUUCUUCUGAUUUGUCAGUCACAAGAGAAGCAUCACCAAUCAUUGGAGAAACAUCAUCUACUAGUCAUGAGCCAAUUAAUAACUUACCUCCAGCAUGUGAACGACAUGAGUGCAGCGAUCCGGACUAUAUACCUAUUUCAAGUAAUGACGCUAAUGAUGAGCAAAACCAAGGUAGACCAAAACGAGGAAGAAAAAGGAAAUACCCUGAACAAAACAGAGAUAUUCGUAAAAAAAAGACUAACUGUAACGAAGACUACAUAAGCGUGAAGGGAAAAGAAGUGACUAGAAAAAUAUUUUCUGGUGAUUCUUUUGAUUGUAAGUGUCCAAAAAAAUGCACAGAUAAAGUGACAGCAGAAGAACGCAAGAAAGAAUUUGACAGAUUUUGGAUGUGUGGAAACUAUGGUGCUAGGUGUGCAAUCUUACAAGGAUGUGUUACAGAAACGGAAACUAAAAGAAGUUAUACUGCUAAUUCAAAACGAAGCUUUACAAGAUAUUAUCGUGUCAAUGGAAAAACUGUGUGUAAAAAGACCUUUCUUAAUACUUUUGGAAUAAGCCAAACAAGAAUUGAUUUUGCACUGAAAAAAUUUAAAAACCAGGAACCUGUCAAUGAUCAAAGAGGCCAAAAAUCAGGUGGAAAGAAUGCUACAUCUCCUGAGAAACUUGCUGAAAUUAAAGCCUUUAUCAACAGUUUUCCGAGAUACGUUUCACACUACUCGAGAAAUAGCACAACUGCAAAGUACUUGGCACCUAAUCUCAACAUUGCAAAACUGUAUGAUCUCUACAAAGAAAAACAUCCAAGUGGUGUUAGUUUGUCUAAAUUUAGCAAAGUUUUCCACGAAGAUUUCAAUCUUUGUUUUAAAAAGAAUCAGAAAGAUACUUGUUACCGAUGCGAUCGCUACAAAGCUUUGAAAAGCUCACAAGCUUCAACAAGUACAGAAGCUUCAACUGCAGAACAAGAGCACAAAGAACACUUGGACAGAGCUUACAACUUGAGGAAUCAAAUGAAACAGGAUUUGGAAUCAGCGAAAACAAACCCAGAAAUUGAAACGCUCACUUUUGAUUUAGAAAAGACACACUGCUUGCCGAAAGUUCCCACGAGUAUUGUUUAUUACAAACGUCAGUUGAAUCUCCACAAUCUUGGAAUACAUCGACGGCAGAAAGCGAUUUUGUCGUAUCUCAAAAAGUCCGAUUUUACACCAGAGCAAAAAAACUAUUUCAAAAAUUCAUAA
Ostrinia nubilalis (European corn borer) is the source of this 2749-nucleotide messenger RNA. Its product is annotated as mucin-5AC-like. Bases 131 to 2749 code for a protein of 872 amino acids. NCBI's taxonomy places the organism in Eukaryota, Metazoa, Arthropoda, Insecta, Lepidoptera, Crambidae. The transcript has 3 exons. The record is from RefSeq and is a predicted model, not a curated record.